Messenger RNA from Fraxinus pennsylvanica, 651 nucleotides. The record is from the annotation of a GenBank genome assembly. Lineage: Eukaryota; Viridiplantae; Streptophyta; Magnoliopsida; Lamiales; Oleaceae.
AUGUCGAACUGGAAGGUAAUACAUAUUUUGAUGUUUUUACCUUUGCUUGUGCUUCUGGUUUUUGAUUCGACACUUCUUGAAUUGUGUAGAGACUCCCAUGGACCUGCCUUUGUGGUAGAAUCUUCUUUCCUAGAUAAGGGAAAGUCUCCACAGGUGGUAGAGCCAACUGGUGACAUGCCUGAAUCUCCCAGGAUUGCUGAUGAGGGUACUGAUGACAUUGUGCGUUCCAUCCAAAACUUGUUCACUUCUUGGGGACAAGUAAAGACACCUCGCCCUACUUCAACCAGUCAUUCUUCUGCUUCAUCUUCCACUUUUUCAGAAGAAAAUAUGAAAUCUCUCAAGCAGUCGGUAUUUGAGUAUAUGUCUUUCAUGUACAUGGAAAUCGGCCAGGCCAGUGCUACUAAACAGAAUGAUAAAUGUGAGCUAUUGAGUGCGAAAUUGGCACAAGCACUUACACUUUCGAUAGAGUCUUUGCUUUUAGAGAUUAACAAAGAUGAGGACGAAUUGAAUGAAAUCUCUUCUGAAGUUAUGAUUGAAGACUCUUUGAUGAUAAGCUCGGCUGCAGAGAUGAAGGAGUUUCGAGCAAAGAUGAACUACUGUAGGGCGAUGAUGGCUACUAAAAAAUGCAAUGCUUCUCAAGGGAUUGAAUGA